This is a messenger RNA of Dentiscutata heterogama, 1047 nucleotides long. The record is from the annotation of a GenBank genome assembly. Lineage: Eukaryota; Fungi; Glomeromycota; Glomeromycetes; Diversisporales; Gigasporaceae.
AUGUUUAUUGUAGGUGCUAUUAGAAUGAAUUCUGACAAAAGGAUUGUACAGGAUUUUUUUGGCCUUGAUAAACAAGAUUUCAUUUGUUGGGAGUAUGGUCAAAAUGCAGUUUCGGUACCUAGUUACAUGGUAAUUAGAGAUCCAGAAACAAACUCUAUUAUUAAUGUUGCUGAUGUAAUUACCGACGCUCUAGCACGUUAUGAACCAUGGAAUGGUGGUCUUGUUCAUCGUGGAGUAUUGCGUAGUGCACAAUAUCUUGUAGAUCGUUCCUUAAAUGAUAUUAAAGCAGCCGUAGCAAAAUUUAAUGUAGAUUCCAUAGAAGUAAUAGGUCAUUCACUAGGUGCAUCUAUAUCAUCUAUUGUAACACUUCUUUUACGAGAAAAAUGUAAAGAUUUAAUUUUAAGUGGAAUUGAUAUUCGUGCAUGGAAUUUCGCAACUGCACCAUGCUGUUCUUAUGAUUUGGCAUGUAAAUCUGAGACUUUGAAUUAUAUUUAUAAUUUUGUGAACGAAAAUGACGUUAUUCCGAGGUUGAGUUAUGGUAAUUUAAUGGAUUUUAAAGAGUUGGUUAAGUUUGCUGCUAAUGAAUUGAAAAAUGAUGAAUAUAAAAAGUUAAAAACAUCUGAAAGAUUAUCUAAAAUGUUCUUAACAAUCGACGCUUAUCGUAAAACUUUAAAAUCCAAUCCAACUUCUAGUCAAAAGUUAUAUAUUCCCGGAACAAUAUAUUAUUUAUAUAAAGGGCUUUCUCGUUCUUCUACGAAAUCAUCAUUAGUAUAUUAUACUAAAGAUAUAGUGUGUGAAAAAUCCACUCCAGAUUUAUUUACAGACAUUAGUUUACGACGGAACUGGCUAUUUCAUCAUUUUCCAGAUAGAUAUGAUAAAAAAUUUAAAGGCGUUAUAAAAUUUUUGUUAAAAAGAAUUAAUGAAGAAGAAAUUGAUAAGGUAGAACAUUUUUGGAGGAAAUGGAGAAAAAUGGAUGAAAUCGAGUGUGUAUCAGAAGAAGGUGGAGGUCGGAUGGAAAAAUGGAUGUCUAGAAUUGGACAUUGUUAA